UACCAACAAUAACAGUUCAGAUGCUUUAGAAAUUAAAUCUUGAGUUUUGUUAAUAACAAUGGAUAAACAAGAUAACAUCACCGGUGGAUCACUACAAGUUGAACCCGCAAGCCCACAAAACCGCGGUGCUGGUCCAGAAAAAGAUCUAGAAUCGGCCCACACCAUCGGCCAUGACUCGUUUGGUCAACUUGGUUUACUGCUUAUAACAAGUUUCAACUGUGGAUACAUAUUAAGCUUUUCAAACCUGAUGUUGGUGCCUCUAGGAUGGAUCUGGGGUGUCACUAGCUUGAUACUUGUGGGGCUGAUUACUUUCUAUGCUAACUGGCUAUUAGCUGAGUUCCAUUUUGUCGAUGGAAAACGAUUCAUUAGAUACAGAGAUCUUAUGGGACAUCUUUUCGGGCGGAAAAUGUAUUAUGUAACAUGGGUUCUUCAGUUUUCAAUCCUUAUUCUUGGGAACAUGGGGUUCUUACUUCUUGGAGGGAAAGCCCUUAAGGAAAUCGAUUCACAAUUCAGCGAUUCGCCUUUGAGACUCCAAUAUUUCGUAGUGAUAACGGGUGUAUCGUACUUUGUGUUUGCACUUUUGGUUCCUACAUUGUCAUCAAUGAGAAGGUGGUUGGGAAUCUCUAUGGUUCUAACCUUCACUUAUAUAACAAUUCUUCUUGUGGUAGUAUUUCGAGAUGGAAGAUCAAACAAAGAUCGAAACUAUGACAUUAUCGGAAGCAACAAUUUUUCCAAAGUGAUGAAUGGUUUUGGUGCGAUAUCUGCGAUUAUUGUUUGCAACACGAGUGGCAUACUACCAGAACUACAGUCGACGCUGCGUAAACCAGCUAUCGCAAACAUGAAGAAAGCCUUGUAUCUACAAUACAGUGUGGGACUUUUCUUCUACUAUGGUGUGAGUAUUGUUGGAUACUGGGCCUAUGGUUCAGCUGUUUCAACAUAUCUGCCUGAAGAGCUCAGUGGCCCUAAAUGGGCUAGUAUUAUGAUCAACGCUAUAAGCUUUGUUCAAUCUAUAAUAUCCCAACAUAUGUUUAUUGCACCGAUUCAUGAGACUCUUGACACAAAGUUUCUGAGGCUUGACAAAAGCAUACAUUCGAGAGAAAACAUAAAGAACCUACUGCUCCUGCGAGCAACGGUCUUUACAGGCAAUACAUUGGUGACAGCAGCGUUCCCGUUUAUGGGGGACUUUGUGAACUUGCUUGGAUCAUUUUCACUCAUCCCUUUAACGUUUGUAUUCCCGAGCAUGAUCUAUAUCCAGGUGAAAGGCAAGUCAACAAGAUUGGAGAAGAAGGUCUGGCAUGGGGGUAUUAUCGUCUUGUUUUCUCUCCUCACGAUAGCGACUACAAUAUCUGCUAUCAGAUCGAUUGUACGCAACGUUAGGCAAUACAAUUUAUUUGCAGAUACAUAAAUGUGACAAUUAUGUUGUAACGUAACAUUUUUUCCUUUUAUUCCUGCAAAAACUAAUGAUUUUCCUAUGAUCAAAAGCCAAUUUUGAUGGU
Messenger RNA from Helianthus annuus (common sunflower), 1496 nucleotides. RefSeq names its product proline transporter 2. Lineage: Eukaryota; Viridiplantae; Streptophyta; Magnoliopsida; Asterales; Asteraceae. The transcript has 8 exons. Bases 59 to 1405 code for a protein of 448 amino acids. Gene Ontology annotation, cellular component: plasma membrane. The record is from RefSeq and is a predicted model, not a curated record.